Molecule: messenger RNA, 4374 nt
Organism: Cryptomeria japonica (Japanese cedar)
Lineage: Eukaryota; Viridiplantae; Streptophyta; Pinopsida; Cupressales; Cupressaceae
Product: alpha,alpha-trehalose-phosphate synthase [UDP-forming] 5
Exons: 3
Coding region: 1255-3873 (872 amino acids)
Biological process (GO): trehalose biosynthetic process
Cellular component (GO): cytosol
Molecular function (GO): catalytic activity
Source: RefSeq, a predicted model, not a curated record
ACCACAUUUUAUAAAAUCCCCCGUAAAUAGCAAACGGACCCGUUUCUCUUAGGGUUUGAUAAUGAUGAACAAGAUUGGCAUCAUAAAUCUUUCAGAUUUCUGACCUUCAAUCCGAUCUUUAAGUUCGGAAAUUUUGUCUGAUCUGCGCAUUUAAUUGGCACGGCUGAGUUCUUCCUGUGGCGGCGAUUAUUUUCCCGUCCGAAUGCUCCAAGCAGAGGCGAAAUUAUAGCAUGCUGGUGGAUUUCACUUGCGGUGGAUCGUCACCAGCAAAAUGCAGAAGGAUUUGUUGUUAUAGAGGCUAUAUGUCGGGUAAGGUCCAAAUCAUUGAGUUUUCUUCUCUUCUGCUUGUUUAAGACGCAGAUCAGGGAUUUUUUUGAUACUGUAAUCAUUUGUAUCUUGAAAUUUUACGGCUUCGAAACUCUUCCGAGACUCGAGGUGAAAAAAAUACUCCUAGGUUUGGUUGUUUGUUGAAAAGAAGUGAAAAUCAAGAACAACAGAAAAAUGCUCUAGUCUGGGAAGGUUUGAUUCCAGAGAUUAUUCAUUAAGUUUGGCGUAUUAUGGGAUAGAGGUGAUCUUCAAGAAGAUAGACCCCCGGGGAAAGAUACCUGUUUUCAUUUGAAACUCUAAAGGAUUUGUUAUAAUUUUGUUCUGUUUGAAGGUGCGGGAAGAAGAUGGUGCAGAGUUGUCCAUUUUCUGUAUUUGCAGCGUGCAGGGGAUGUUUGGAUUGGGUAAACUUUGAAACAUUGAGGAUUCUCAAACAUCAAGGAUUUUCAAUCUUCAAGAAAGAUGGAGUUGUACAUUUAGGAAGGAUUUCUCAAGAAUAAUUUUUUCUUGAACGCAGCAACGACAGUUGGUGUCAAUAGAAUUUGAAUAUUUAUUCAAAUUUGUUGAAUCUAGUCUCUUAAGAGAGUCAGGCGGGUUUAACGAAGAGGACAAGUUGGUUCUGGAAAGAUCUGUUUAAAAGGGUCUGGAGUCGGAAAGCGUAUCGUUUUGACGUCAAAAUGAUGUCAAUAUGUUAGCAUGUCUGUUUUUUCCGGUACGAAGAAUUUCUCAAGCCAAUUCUGGCUUAAUUCUAACCUGAAGGGAGGAGCUGCAUUUUGAAUCAAACGAAUUCAGAAUAGUUAUCCAUAUAUUCUGAGUUCGGUCUUUCAAUUUAAUUGUACGGUGUGAAAAGUAGGCAAAUUCUUUUGUUUUAAGGGACAGAGAUCUGAACAGAAGUCAUCUUCUUUUGUUUUAAUACAGCUGGAGGUAAAAAUGAUGUCAAGAUCGUAUACAAAUCUUAUGGAUCUCGCCACGGGCAAUUUCCCAACCUUUCCAAAGGUUGGGAAACGACUGCCCAGAGUCAUGACGGUUCCUGGGAUAAUCUCGGAGCUUGAUGAUGAUAACUGUAACAGUGUCACAUCAGAUGUACUGUCAUCUGUCUGCCAGGACCGCAUGAUCAUUGUGGCUAAUCAACUACCAUUGAGGGCUGUCAGGAGGCCGGAUAACAGGGGCUGGGCCUUCAGCUGGGAUGAGGAUUCUUUACUUUUGCAACUAAAGGAAGGCUUGACAGAGGAUUUGGAGGUUGUCUAUGUUGGUAGCCUGAAGGUGGAAGUGGAUCCAAAUGAACAAGAUGAUGUUGCUCAGACUCUUCUUGAGAAAUUUAAAUGUGUACCUGCUUUUCUCCCUCCUGAUCUUUAUAGUAAGUUCUAUCAUGGUUUCUGCAAGCAGCACCUAUGGCCACUGUUCCAUUACAUGUUGCCUCUCUCUCCAGGUCAUGGGGGUCGCUUUGAUAGGUCUCUAUGGCAGGCUUAUGUUUCUGCAAAUAAGAUCUUCGCAGACAAGGUUAUGGAGGUGAUUAGCCCAGAUGACGAUUUUGUGUGGGUGCAUGAUUAUCAUCUCAUGGUGCUGCCUACAUUUCUUAGAAAACGAUUUAACAGGGUCAAGCUUGGAUUCUUUCUGCACAGUCCAUUUCCUUCCUCUGAAAUCUACCGAACUCUUCCAGUAAGAGAUGAGAUUUUGAGGGCACUUCUGAAUUCAGAUUUGAUAGGCUUCCAUACUUUUGAUUAUGCAAGGCAUUUUCUUUCCUGCUGUAGCAGGAUGUUGGGUAUUGAGUAUGAGUCCAAGAGAGGGUACAUUGGAUUGGAAUACUAUGGGCGUACUGUAAGUAUCAAGAUUAUGCCUGUGGGCAUACAUAUGGGGCAACUUGAAUCUGUGUUGAAUCUUGCUGACACAGAGUGGAGGGUAGGCGAGCUGAGGGAUCAAUUCAAGGGAAAAAAGGUGCUGCUUGGUGUGGAUGACAUGGAUAUCUUUAAAGGUAUCAGCCUGAAGUUCUUGGCCAUGGAGCAGCUGCUUAACAUGCAUCCUGAGUGGAGAGGCAAGGUUGUUUUGGUGCAAAUUGCUAAUCCUGCAAGGAGUAUGGGCAAAGAUGUUGAGGAAGUGAAAGAUGAGACACAUUCUACUGCAAAGAGAAUCAAUGAGACCUUUGGGAGACCUGGGUAUGAUCCCAUAGUUUUGAUAGACAGACCUGUUCCUUUCUAUGAAAGAAUCGCAUUUUACACAAUUGCAGAAUGUGCUGUGGUAACUGCAGUUAGGGAUGGAAUGAAUCUCACCCCAUAUGAAUACAUAGUCUGUAGGCAGGGGACCUCCAGAUUAGAUGACACACAUGGAGCAGGUCCAAAUGCUCCUAAAAAGAGCAUGCUGGUGGUGUCUGAGUUUAUUGGAUGCUCACCUUCUUUAAGUGGUGCAAUCAGGGUCAAUCCUUGGAACAUUGAUGCUGUAGCUGAGGCCAUGAAUGUGGCCAUUUCCAUUCCCGAGGCCGAAGCACAAUUAAGACACGAAAAGCAUUAUAGGUAUGUCAGUACUCAUGAUGUGGCGUAUUGGGCACAGAGUUUCACACAAGAUUUGAUUAGAACAUGUGCUGAUCACCUUCGUAGGAGAUGUUAUGGCAUUGGCUUUGGGUUUGGAUUUAGGGUAGUGGCACUUGAUCCGAACUUCAGGAAACUUUCAAUAGACCACAUUGUAUCUGCUUACAAGAUGACUAAGAGUAGGGCAAUAUUGUUGGAUUAUGAUGGGACAAUGAUGCCCCAGACAUCCAUUAACAAAACUCCUGGGCCCGAGGUGCUGACCAUUUUGAACAGCCUUUGUCGGGAUCCAAAAAAUGUUGUCUUUAUUGUUAGUGGAAGGGGAAGGGAGACUCUAAGCAAGUGGUUCUCUCCUUGUGAAAUGUUGGGAAUUGCAGCAGAGCAUGGUUACUUUAUAAGGUGGACUCGAGAUGCAGAAUGGGAAACCUUUGUGCAGGGUAUCGACUUUGGCUGGAGAGAUAUUGCAUUGCCUGUCAUGAAAUUGUAUGCUGAGACUACCGAUGGCUCUACAAUAGAAGAAAAGGAGAGUGCUUUGGUUUGGCAUCAUCGCGAUGCAGACCCAGAUUUUGGUUCAUGCCAGGCAAAGGAACUUUUGGAUCAUUUGGAGAGUGUGCUUGCCAACGAGCCUGUGGUUGUCAAAAGUGGUCAUCACAUUGUAGAAGUCAAGCCCCAGGGCAUAAAUAAAGGGCUUGUGGCAGAACAACUUCUUUCAACAAUGGUGCAGAGGGAUAAACGUCCUGAUUUUGUAAUGUGCAUUGGAGAUGAUAGAUCAGAUGAAGACAUGUUUGAGGCUAUUACAACUACUAUGGCACAAUCUACAGUUCCUAUGAAAUCUGAAACACAGUCUCCAAGAGCAGAUGUCAUUUCGCCAAUAAUAGAAGUAUUUGCAUGUACGGUUGGUCAGAAGCCCAGUAAAGCAAAAUAUUAUCUUGAUGAUACAGUAGAAGUUCUAAGGAUGCUUCAGGGUCUGGCUACAGCUUCUGAUCAAGCAACCAAGAAUUCAUCAACUCAAGUAGCUCUUGAUAGUUAGGCUUGGGUUCAAAAUUUAAAGAUGCAUUUCUUCUUCUCCCUGUCUCAGAUACAAAUAAAUGCAACUGAUGAUUAGUGUACCAGCACGAAGUUGUGGAAAGAACAAAAGAAUUGCUGGCUAUUGCUGUCCCUUUGGAGGAAGAAUUUUGACAUCCACCAAAAGGGUUGAAGCCAUGAAGUUCAUUUAGGGGUUGUAUGACUCUUUCCAAGUAGGUAAUUCAACUCUGGGCUGCAAUAGACUGUUGCAAAUGGAUCAUUCACUCCAUCAUGUAAGUAAAUACAUUGUGACGGUAGAGUUUUGUUGUAAUAUUCUUCUAAAACCAUUGCAGAUCAAUCCCUGAAUUCAAUGCAACACUAAUUGAUUUUGAAAAUAUAUUAGCAUGUUUGUCAUUGGGCAUGCAGAUUGAAAGCAUAUUCGGACUGUGUUCUUUUGAGGCACACAUUGUUGUGAAUGAAGCAAAUAACAAAUGCAAAAGUGUACAUGGGACCAGAAUUCAAUGCA